GAGAAACUCGAAUUCGGGAUCAGAACAGGGUUCGUUUGGAACGGAUGGUCCAUUCCCAAAGUGUCUUCCUCGACUGUCGCGGACUCCCGUGUCCCACUGGCCGUGGUUGCUUCAAGUUGUAGGGGUUCGUUCCAGUCCUCAGCCGGUUCUGCACCGUGACCAAGUUAGUUCUGAUAUCCAGGCGCACUUCAGAGACUUCCGCUUACAGUGUUGUUUCCCGUGAUCUUUG
This is a messenger RNA of Gloeophyllum trabeum ATCC 11539, 229 nucleotides long. RefSeq lists its product as uncharacterized. The annotation marks the transcript as partial. The transcript has 3 exons. NCBI's taxonomy places the organism in Eukaryota, Fungi, Basidiomycota, Agaricomycetes, Gloeophyllales, Gloeophyllaceae. The record is from RefSeq and is a predicted model, not a curated record.